AGCAAAUACUGCGAGUCGAAUUUGUCUCGGUUGGUUAGCAGAUCGGAGAUUUAUGAGUAGAAUAGUUAUGGCGUCUCUGCUAUUGCUUCUGGCUGGAGUAUCUACGGCGUUGUCGCAUCUGCUAAGGACAUUUUCCACAAGAAUUGUAGGAACGUCACUUUACGGAUUCUGCAUUGGUGGCUAUAUUACAAUGUGCCCUCUUGUACUUGCUGACAUGUUCUCGCCUGAGCUGAUUGCAAAAUCAUUAGGUUUAUAUCUGUUUGCACUUGGCCUUUCUACAGUAGCAUCAACUCCUAUAGGAGGAUUCCUAUUCGACAAGACCGGGAAUUAUGACGUCACAUUUGUAGUUGCCGGAUCAGAGCUGAUUAUUGGGGGACUACUGGUUCUUGUGCUAAGAUUUAUGCAGAGAAGGAAGAGAAGGAAUUAAUUCAACUAUUGUUAUGGUGACCUUUCAGAAUAGAAAAUCUUGACAUAUCUGUUUGUUUUGAAAUAAACUGAUUUGAAUCAACAGUUUUCACUUGGCCUAUGAUAAUAAUAAGAUAGAACGCUCGUUUUGUUUUGAACAUAUUUUCAAGAAGCAACUGAAUCAAUUGUAUACCUUGUAGGGAAUAUGGUUUAUAUCUUUGAAAUCAAUUCGCCACUUCUAAUUGUCCCAUCUGAAGUUUGGAUGAUCGCGAUGUUUACGUAGUUGUCAGAAAAUGCACACAGUUAGUUUAAGACUUGGAAAAUUCAAAACAAUUUUUAUGUCUGAAAUUUAUUUAGAUGUAGGCAUUGUUGCAGUUGCCUUUCAAUGGUUUUCAUAAUUUUUGAACGGUGUCAAGUUACAAAAUCGUCAACUUGUAAAAAACAAUCCACACCAGGAUAAAUGUUUAACGAUAUUACGAGGGCCAUUCUAAAAAUAAUGAAUAUGGCGCAUUUCCGUGGACGUUUUUACAUUAAUACAUAAAUGGCUCCUAGGUCUGCAAAGUUUUGUUGAAAACUGUUGUAUGGUUUCGGAGAUAUUUAGGUUUGUAUCAGUUGUAGCAAGUAAAAUACAUUUAUAUAUGAAACGUGAACAAAAACCUGAAAUUAGAGCGCGUACAUUAAAUUACGUUGUUCUUUAGAAAUUCCUGGAACGCAUAUACCCAGUGAACUGAAUGGAGAACUGCAUACUUCAUUAUGCGAAAUUUGGAGUACCAGAGAAAACAGGGGGUUAUGUAUUUAAAAAAAAUAGGCAGUUCUCAAAGACAGGGCUCGUCCUUACAGGCCAGGUACAUGGUGUCCGAGAUAGCGUCUUUUCUUGGCAUGUCAACGUUGAGCUCAUACGAUUCUCACCAAGCAAUUGGGCUUAAAAAAGUUUGUGCCUCACAUUUUAAUAGAGGAGCAAAAUGUGAACAGAGUCAUUUGUGCUAAAGAAACGAUGAAAGAGUUUCAAAUUUAGAUGAUCGCAUAUGUCACAUCCUCAAAUAGGAGAUGAGACCUGGAUAUACUUUUAUGUGCCACAGCGUCGCGUUGACAACAGAUAGUGGCUGCGAAAAAGUGACCAUAUGCCAAUAAUUGCAAAACAAAACUACUAAAAAGUGUCAAAAAGGUUUUGUAUUCCGUUUAGCUGGGCAGAUUACUGU
Mercenaria mercenaria is the source of this 1604-nucleotide messenger RNA. RefSeq names its product monocarboxylate transporter 12-B-like. The coding region runs from base 53 to 427 and encodes 124 amino acids. Lineage: Eukaryota; Metazoa; Mollusca; Bivalvia; Venerida; Veneridae. The transcript is spliced from 3 exons. Gene Ontology annotation, biological process: transmembrane transport. The record is from RefSeq and is a predicted model, not a curated record. Gene Ontology annotation, molecular function: transmembrane transporter activity.